Molecule: messenger RNA, 330 nt
Organism: Hyphopichia burtonii NRRL Y-1933
Lineage: Eukaryota; Fungi; Ascomycota; Pichiomycetes; Serinales; Debaryomycetaceae
Exons: 1
Coding region: 33-272 (79 amino acids)
Source: RefSeq, a predicted model, not a curated record
CAACUCAAAAAAAAAACCUCCGUACAUAUAAUAUGAGCAGCUACGGUAAGCGCACGCCCGGACAGUCAGGCUUACACCCGUGCACCAAUGAGUCACGGUGCGCCGGUCUGUCAAGCAGGGCCAUGCAUCCGUACAUCUCAUGUGGCUAUUGGCCUAUGACUAAUCUUACCCCAUACUCAGCAGUCCAGCACCCAGUGGGCCAGGCAGUGGGAGUAGGAGAUGGCAGCACAGUUGGCAGCACAGUUGGCAGCGCAGUUGGCAGUACAAGCUGACACCAGCAGCACAGCAGUAACCUAAGGACAGAAGGGUAGGGUCUUAGGCAGUGAGCAG